This is a messenger RNA of Alosa alosa (allis shad), 3361 nucleotides long. It is a transcript of the gene ist1, whose product is annotated as IST1 factor associated with ESCRT-III. Gene Ontology annotation, biological process: protein transport. The coding region runs from base 129 to 1208 and encodes 359 amino acids. The transcript has 10 exons. The record is from RefSeq and is a predicted model, not a curated record. NCBI's taxonomy places the organism in Eukaryota, Metazoa, Chordata, Actinopteri, Clupeiformes, Clupeidae.
AAACGUAAUACGUAAAAGCGUUGCGUUUCGCGGAAGUUCUACAGUUGUUAUCAUUUUAGCUUGUCAGGAAGCUGUGUUUGCCUGCUUUUAAACCGAAACACAAAGACAAAGUCAACACACAAUCCAUCAUGCUUGGUGGUGGAUUCAAAGCGGAGAGACUUCGAGUAAAUCUCCGACUCGUCAUCAACCGCCUUAAACUACUGGAGAAAAAGAAAACCGAAUUGGCGCAGAAAGCUAGGAAGGAGAUUGCAGACUACUUGUCAGCAGGCAAAGAUGAGCGAGCCCGAAUCCGCGUCGAGCACAUCAUCAGAGAGGACUACCUGGUGGAAGCCAUGGAGAUCUUGGAGCUGUACUGUGACCUACUGUUAGCCCGCUUUGGCCUCAUUCAGUCAAUGAAAGAGCUGGACCCAGGCCUGCAGGAGGCUGUGUCCACUCUCAUCUGGGCUGCUCCUCGGCUGCAGUCAGAAGUCUCAGAGCUCAAAAUUGUGUCUGACCAGCUUUGUGCAAAAUACAGCAAAGAGUAUGGUAAGCUCUGCAGAACAAACCAGAUUGGGACAGUCAAUGACCGGCUCAUGCAUAAACUGAGUGUAGAGGCCCCACCAAAGAUCCUUGUGGAGCGCUACCUCAUAGAGAUCGCCAAGAACUACAAUGUCCCAUAUGAACCUGAUGCCAUGGUCAGGCCCGAGGUGACCCCGGGCGAGGAGGCUGACCUUAUUGACGUUGACAGCGACUUCAAGAAGGGUGGCUUCGGAGGUGGCGGCAGUGGAGGAGGAGGAGGUGGUGGUGGUGGCGGAUACACAGUGCCCCCUGGUGCUAUGCACAUGCCAAUGCCCAUGCCCAUGCCCAUGCCCUCUGCGUUCAGCUACCCACCUCCCAAAGGAGCUGAGCCCUUUAAUGGUCCUGUUGGUACCUAUGAUGGCUUUAGUAACUUCCAGGCACCAGGAAUUGGAGGGCAGCCCCCACAGCUGCCCAGCUGCCCCCCCACCUACGAGUCUAUUGAUGAAUUGUCUAUCAAACCCUCUGAUCUUCCCCAGGCUACAGGGCCAAGCCCCUCAACUCAGAUCUACGACAACAACGCCCUCCCAGAGCUGCCCUCUGUCCCUGACACGCUCCCAGCCACCUCGUUCGGCGGGAACACCGCCGCCUCAGACGACAUCGACUUUGAUGACCUGACCCGCCGCUUUGAGGAGCUGAAGAAGAAGACCUAAACGCCAGGCCCUUGUGUCCCUGUGACUCCACCUGAAUCAGAGUUACCGCAGCCAUCAAGACAACACAAAUCACAAUUUAACAAACAAAAAACUGGUCAGUUCCCCCUCUGAAAACCUUCAUCUGCGGAUCCCAAUGUUCCUCACUGUCCUCUAUCCACAGGUCUGGGUGUAGACAUACCUCAUCCAAGCACUCUUUGGCGUCGUUCCGUGUAUUUCUGGUGAAGGUUCAUAUAUCUUUUCUCUUUCGAAAUGCAAAUUGAAGGAUUUGACUGACCAAGGGUAUCUGAAUUUAGACUGUCAGGAAGUAAAUUGUAUAUCUACAGCUACACUUUAUACUUAACCAAGCCGUUUCUAUGUCUGCAUAUAUAAACUGUUUUUACAGAAGCACUUUGAACAUACAGUAUGGCCUUUUUGACAUAAAUGUUCUGCAUCUGUAAUUUAGAUAAUGCAGCAUGCAUGGAUAUUCCCAUGUGGCCAUUCCAUCCCCUCUAAGGAAAUGGUGAAUGUUUUCCUCCAGUUAACAAUCUGAAUAGUCUCCAGAAAUACAAUGCUUCAAGCAUUCUGCUUAAUGGUCCAAAUUUGCAUUCUUGAAUGCCUAGUAGAUCAGCGCAUUUGGACGCCACGCCCAAAAGGUUUAAACUUUUUUUCCGAUCAUCGCCAUAUCAGACAAGAAGAACCUGUCUGACAGGAUCUGAUUGGUGGCAUUUGUUGAACUUGUGCCUAGUACUGCCUAAACUCUGUCAGCAGCAGGGCACAGACCCAGUAGUCUGUUGGCAGAAUUCUCUCUUGCCAAGUGGUUACAAGCUGAAAUAAAGCAGUCACUAAAAAUGAGGGACAAAGGGCAAUCAUAGGUGUCGGAGAGCAGAGGGAAUCGGCAUCAUGGAAAUGUAUAAUUAAUACAAAAUGUUACAUCACUGAGGUCUUGUUUUAAUUUCUAAUGUGUUCUUAUUGGUUUGCUAUCCAUGUUGUGUGUUUUUUUUUUUUUUUUUAAAGGAAACCAAGCUUUCUUGUCAUAUAGCCUAUUUAAUGUACUCCAUGUUUUGCACUUCCAGUGCAUUACAGAACAUUGUUGCACAAUGGUGAUGGUGAAUGUUGAUUGUUAUAUCCUAUAAAGAGUCAGAUGGACAAGAUGGUGCUGUGUAAUAAUUGAUUUUAACCCUCCGUUUAGACAUUGUCUGAAUUUUGAAUGGCUGGCACAGUUCUCAGAAUAUCCAAAGUAACAGAAAAUUUUGCAUCACUGUUUUCUGUUUGUGCCAUGUUUCACCCACGAUGUAGUGAGUUAGAUGAUGGUUUUAAGUGACACUUACCAGAUAAUUAAUUUCUUAGGACACAGAGUUGGACGCUUUUUGUUGAGUGUUUCUCCUUUGUUAGUGUUUUAACUAAAGGCUCCUCCCAGCCGGUGUUUAAACUGACUUCUCUGUGUGUAUGAGCUGUGUUCAUCUUGUCGGCAAGCAUGUCCAUUUUCCUUAGUCAGUAGAUGUGACGCACCGUGCUUGUGACUUUUUUUUUUAUCAAGAUUUUAUUCAUUAAGCAGUCAAAACAGACUGAGGCCGCAGGUCUGGGUUGAGUUUGUGGCCUCCAGCAAAUAUGGGAUGCGGGCUACGCCUAAAACCAGUCGAACCCAUCUCUGAUUUUGCAGUCCUACUCUGAGAUGGUGCAUUAUGGAUAUUCACCCAGACCAAGACUUUGCCUUAGUUUGCAUCUUUUAUCAGUGGCCUUGCUGUUUCUGUUCAACCUGUAGUGACAAAUUACUGUCUCAUCUGGUGGUACGAUUAAAAAGCUACACCAUGACGCAUCAAGACUACUGAAACACUCUUUUUUCACAGCACUCCAUUUUUUGUUUGUGGGAGAGACUGGGUAACGUCAGAAAAAGUGCAGUUACAACUUCCGGUUUCACUGCUUUGUAUCGUAUAGCCUAUUGAAGAUCAUUUAGGAAAAUCGACCCUUUUGCAAUGUAAACUACAAUGUACUCACAUGAUUAUAUUAAACACUAUUGUACAGGAAAUUCCUGUCAGUUUUGUCGGGAAUAAUUUUAUGAAGUCUUAGAAAAUGUAGGAAUGGCUAUUAUUUUUUUGUCUUCAUUCAUAAUCUCUCAUUUUAAGAAAGCUCUCCUGUAACCAAAACAAUGGUUUAAUAAAGACCCAUUUCCAAGA